Drosophila sechellia is the source of this 641-nucleotide messenger RNA. Its product is annotated as rhodanese domain-containing protein CG4456. Lineage: Eukaryota; Metazoa; Arthropoda; Insecta; Diptera; Drosophilidae. The transcript is spliced from 3 exons. Bases 172 to 591 code for a protein of 139 amino acids. The record is from RefSeq and is a predicted model, not a curated record.
GAGAUCAUACCAUAAGAUUUUAAUUUAAAAUUCAAAGUGAAAUCGAAUACGGAUGAGAGACGCAAUCUCCAGUGUUAGCUGGACAAACAAGACGACACCGCAAUAAUCAAAAUGCGUUAAGCAAGUACGCACAUAUGUACAUACCCGAAUCUUUAAUCUCGAAGCUCAUAAAUGGAUCUUAUGCGCCCAGCUGGCAAGUCAGUUGUUAUUCAGCUGGCGAACCGGUUGAAAUUCGUGCUCCGUCCCCUAACCACAAUGGCCACGUACGAACAGGUUAAGGAUGUGCCCAACCAUCCGGAUGUGUAUCUUAUCGACGUUCGGCGGAAGGAAGAGCUCCAGCAGACGGGCUUUAUUCCAGCCAGCAUUAAUAUACCCUUGGAUGAACUGGACAAGGCUCUAAAUCUGGAUGGAUCUGCUUUCAAGAACAUAUACGGAAGAUCGAAGCCGGAGAAGGAGUCGCGAAUCAUAUUCACCUGCCGGUCGGGAAAUCGAGUCUUGGAAGCAGAGAAAAUUGCCAAAAGUCAGGGAUACAGCAAUGUUGUGAUCUACAAAGGCUCCUGGAAUGAAUGGGCUCAAAAGGAGGGACUUUGACGAUAAACGUCGCUAUAUUUCUGAAUAAAUGAAGAUUUUAAUAAUAAUAA